Populus euphratica (Euphrates poplar) is the source of this 2321-nucleotide messenger RNA. RefSeq lists its product as uncharacterized. The coding region runs from base 718 to 2037 and encodes 439 amino acids. The record is from RefSeq and is a predicted model, not a curated record. The transcript has 4 exons. NCBI's taxonomy places the organism in Eukaryota, Viridiplantae, Streptophyta, Magnoliopsida, Malpighiales, Salicaceae.
AAAUAAUCUCAUGUACAAAGUAUUUAUAUUUUAUUUUAUAUCGUAGUAAUCGACGAAGGAAAAAGAUAGCAUAGAAAGAUUGUUAUGCCUAUCCAUUUCAAAGCUCCAACCUUUUGCUUUCCCUUUUGUCUCAUUUCACCACAAAGUGAAUAUUUUAUACGAACAACCUCAUUGCUCUCCUAUUAUCAAAGACUCAAAACCCUUAGGGUUUCUUUUUUGUUUCUUGUCUUCAUUUCUUUCAUCAAACUUGUUUCUUUUCGGCAUUUUGAGUGGAGAAGGCCAGGCUUCAGGUGAAGCUUGGUUUUGGAAAGUAUCAUAUUUGUUCAGCAGUUUGCUAAAGCAUGCUGAAGUUUUGAAGAAUCACUCUUGGAUAAUAAAUCGAUUUAGAAUGGAAAUUUGAUAUGCCUCCUAUGAAGAGUUCAGUAUACUGGGUGGCUGCUGCCUUCAAUGAUUUCUGUCUUCAUCUUAUACUGUGAUGCUUUUUUGCAAUAUUUAGAGCUAGUUUUGCCAUUGUAUCCAACUUAGUAUCUAACUUUGGCCAUGUGGACCUUCAUUCGCCCAUAAGUAUAUUUAACUGGAUCACAAAACAACCUUGCUGUGCCAAUAGAAAUAGCUAACACGGGUGCGCUUUGUUGUGUGGCCGCUGGGCCACAUGAAGCGAAGUCACCUGCCACUGGUAGGGACUCUUCCAACAAUCAUGGUGAACCACUUUGGCAAAUGAACUCUAGUUUCUCACCUCCUCCAUUGAGGAUGUGGGAUUGCAGGUUACGGUCAGAUGGUUUAUCACAUGGUGCUCGUGCAGUUCAUGGUUCUUCAUUGUCCUCAAAUAGUAGGGGAAGCAGAAGCUGGGUGGGAAGUGAACAGUAUACCAACCAUCAUCAUUCUGUGUCUGAUGGUGCACUCCCUUAUUCUGACAGCCCACCUGGUAUUGUUCAGGAGCCUCGAUGGACAUCACCUGUGCGGAAAUUUAAUCUUGGUGAGCCUGCUGCCUCUAUUGCUGGAGGAUCAAGAUCCCAGCCCACUUGGUUUCCAUGCUCCACUGAGAGAAGAUUUGCUGUUAGAGCAAGUGUGACAUCCCCUGAUUUUGGGUCUCCAUCCUCACUUUCAGACUCCAGCCAUUGGGAAUCAACUAGCAAGCGGCCGUAUGCUUUCUCCAAUCGCAACAUUCCAACCCGGCGCUUGUAUAUGUCAAAAACUGUCUACCCGCUAGUUUUCCGCAACCCUGUGUCAGAUUGUGAAACCUUUGGGGAUGCAGAUAACAGCAGUCUUGGUAGGUUAACAUCGCGUGAGGAUCGGAUAUCACCAUCUCAUUGGCCUGAUAACAGUUCAAGUGUUGAGUAUAAGUUCCAUAAAACCCUCACUGAACUUCAAAAGUUGGAGAUUUCACCAGACCCCAGUGCAAGCUCUAGAAGAGAGGGUUUUAGAUGGAGCAGUGCAAGCAGUUAUGAUCUGGGAAUUGAUGGGGAAAGGUUUGACAUAGCAGAGCACAUGGAUAUGGAGAGUCUGAGGUCACCUAGUGGUCCUGUAGUGGAACAAAAAUGUGGAGUCUGUGGAAAACUUAUGUGGCAAAAGUCCCCCUGGAGUUCACAUCGAAUCAUGAGAGGUGGUGACAUGCCAACUGCUGGGGUAUUACCCUGUAGCCAUGUUUUCCAUGCUGAAUGUUUGGAACAAGUCACUCCGAAGACCCAGAUUCAUGACCCUCCUUGCCCCUUGUGCUUGAAAACUAUAGGAUCAAUUGAAGAGUCCCCACUAGUUUCAGAGCCCUUGCAGAUGGCCCUAAGAUCCGUACGGAGAAGCAGGGGGAUGGUGAUAUCUGAGGUCCAGGGUAGUCACAGUAAUAUGGAAGCCUCUCAUCAUAUCAAGGACAGAUUGAGGAGAAACUGGCCUCAGGCAGUGUCACGACGGAAUGACAAUGGCUCUUCAAUAACAAGUCGUCUUAGAAGGCACUUUAUGUUCAAGGGGAAGUCUGGUAAAGAACUUCUCAACACCAAGGUGCUCCAGAGGAUUGGUUCAUCUUCUAGCCAAAAACCAGCGUGACAGAAAAGGUCCAUAGAGUAGCUUGUGUAUGUAAUUUACUUGCAAGUAGAUUUGAAGAUUUAGAUGUUUGAUGAGUUAUUCAUGAUGCCUUUCUCAACGUGCUUGGGUUCAUUUUUCAUGACAUUGGUAAGAACCCUUGCAUGUUUUUGUUAUUUAUACAUGUGCCGUGGCGAAUUGAAAUAUUGGGCCAUCUCUCAUCAGUUAUGGCAAUCCAUGGAGGUCCUUUCUUACAUUGAUUUUCAUUUUUCAAGUUAUUAUUAAGCAAUAUUGCAUACUAUUUUAAA